Phragmites australis (common reed) is the source of this 1432-nucleotide messenger RNA. Its product is annotated as zinc finger protein STAMENLESS 1-like. The record is from RefSeq and is a predicted model, not a curated record. The transcript has a single exon. Lineage: Eukaryota; Viridiplantae; Streptophyta; Magnoliopsida; Poales; Poaceae. The coding region runs from base 407 to 1210 and encodes 267 amino acids. Gene Ontology annotation, molecular function: DNA-binding transcription factor activity.
AGUGAGUGGGGCUUGUCUUCUUUUCUCCUUUCUCCUCCACUCGUGUGUACAUUCUCCCCUUUAUUUAUUCAUCAUAACCCUACUCUGUUGCCAAGUUGCAGUACCAUUUCGAGCCACUCGUAGGCUCAUAUAGCAGCGGUACAGCUUUAGCUAGUCGACGUGAAACACACACAAAAUACUGUAUGAGUGCUGUGGUGUUGGCAUUCGCGUGACUAGUUUCUCCCGUUUCCAUAUAUAGAAAAACCAGCCGUCCCCUUUCUCCUAGACCAAACCACACUUCCUCAGCUAGUCAGCUCGGUCUCCUAGUUAUCAUAUCGCAAAUAUCAUAUCGCGUCACCGUGCAAUAGCUUCCCUCUCUCCCUCUCCCUCUUUCGUCGCGUUUCCUCGUACAAAUAUCGGGCCGGGGAUGGACUCCUCCCCACCGCAGGCGGCCGACCUGUCGCUGACGCUGGCGCCGUCGCCGGGGUCCAGUGGCGGGGUGGGAGGAGGAGAAGAAGGCGCGACGGCGUGCAUCGACGGCAAGGACGUGCGGCUGUUCCCGUGCCUCUUCUGCAACAAGAAGUUUUUGAAGUCGCAGGCGCUGGGCGGCCACCAGAACGCGCACAAGAAGGAGCGGAGCAUCGGCUGGAACCCGUACUUCUACAUGGCCCCGCCACCCAAUGCCACGGCGGCCGCCGUGCCGCCGAGUCCUCCUGCCACAGGCGGCUACGGCGGCGUCUCCGGAGUGAGUGCUGCCUGGACGGCGGCGGGGGUGGGGGUCGGUGGUCUCCCGCCGGCGCAAGCGUACGUGGGCCACGGGUACGCGGCCGUGCCGGCGUCGUUCGCCAUCGCCUCCCACAGCUCCAGCGUCGUGGGAUCCAGCGGGCUCCAGUACUACGCGCCACACGAGGGCGCAGCGGCGGCGGCGGCGGCGGCUGGGGCAUCGGCGGCGGCGGGCGACGGCACCGUCGUGCUGGCCCCCCGCGCGCGCUACGCCACGCACCAGGCGGCCUUGAGCAGCGGGCGCGCCGCAGCCGACCAGCCCGGCGCCGGCCUCGACGACCUGAUCGACAUGCUCAACUGGAGGAGGGGCUCCCACGGGCCCACCGCCUCCGCGGUCGCCACCACCGCCUCGCCAUCCAGCACCAUCACCACCUCCGCCGGCGCCGACGGCAGCAGCAACAACGACGACGGCGGGGAGCUCGACCUCAACCUCAGCCUCAGGCUCUAGCUAGCCGCCGACGGUUAAUCAUGUACCACCCUAUCUGUACGCUACUCGUGCGGCCUUAAUUAGCUCUUAGGCACGUUGAUCACUCCCCUUGCCUCCUCCUCUCCCUCCCUCCCUCCCUCUAUCUCUCUCCUCACCUGUAUGUCAGUACCCGUCUCUCUCCCUCUUUUCCUGUUUGCCAUGUUCUUAAUUGUUCAUCUUUUCUAUUCUUGAGCCUUUGUUUAA